AUGGCUGCGGAUAUAUUAGAUGCAGCUUUCGGGUACGAGGAACCCACGAUCACAACUCUCCUUAACCAGACAGGAUUUCUGUUGAUUUUAAAUAUCAUCAAUGUCUGUCUGGAUAAGCUUCUAUACUGCGGCUUGGUCGGUCAAUUGUUUGUUGGUAUUCUCUGGGGUACGCCUGGAGCAAAAUGGCUCAGUCGGGACACAGAGACUGUUAUCCAACAACUAGGCUAUAUCGGCUUAAUCAUGCUAGUAUAUGAAGGGGGACUAUCAACAUCUAUCAAAUCCAUGAAAGCAAACCUUCUGGUUUCACUCAGUGUGGCCUUGACAGGAAUUGGAGCUCCAAUAGGCUUAUCUUUCAGCCUUAUGAAGCUGAUUUCCGCAACUCCCCUUCAAGCCUUUGCUGCCGGUGCAGCUUUGAGCGCUACCAGUCUCGGAACCACAUUCACUAUUUUAUCAACCACAAAGCUGAUUGAUACUCGCCUCGGCACUGUUACGACAAGUGCCGCGAUGUUAGAUGACGUCGUUGGUCUCAUCAUGGUGCAAAUAAUCUCAAAUCUCGGUGGUGAUGCCUCGUCUUUUACUGCAGUCACUGUGAUAAGGCCCUUACUCGUCUCUGUUGGUUUUGCUGUGGGGCUGUUUAUUCUAUGCAAUUUCUGCUUAGAGCCAAUUUUGAAGAGAGUCUUCGCUCUAAGGGAGCAUUUUCCGAAUUUCAUGGGUACUAUUCGAUUUGCCUUCCUAUUUCAAACGGCCGUUCUCGUUGGAAUGGUUGCUGCCGGCACUUUCGCUGGGACCUCAAGCCUCUUUGCUGCGUAUCUUGCGGGAGUGUUAAUCUCUUGGUUUGACGAACUGUCUGUCAGACAUAUGAGUUCCACCCAUACAGAGAUAUCUAGUAAUCGUCAACCAAGCUCCGGCGUACUAACAGAGACCACAUCGCAAACUCGGUCGCAUAAUGCUGAUAUGCACAAAGCGGAUAGGACCCGGGAGUCUACGGAUCCUAGUGCUAUUGAUAAUACUACCACAGGGAGAAAAGUAUACGAAAAGUAUUACAAGGAACCUGUUGGCCGAAUCCUCAUUCCAUUCUUCUUCGCCUCUAUUGGAUUUGCGAUUCCAAUAACAGAAAUGUUCCAGGGCAGAGUUGUAUGGCGGGGACUCAUCUACGCUAUCCUCAUGAUAAUUGGAAAAAUGCUCACUGGAUUAUGGCUUGUGCGCUUAAACCUGAGUCCGAUAUCCAAUCUCAUCUCGUCAAUCAAGACACACUCCCCCUCUAUUCUCUUUCGAUGUACUACUUCUCUAUGCGGUGGUCAAGUCCAACAAAAGCCGUUGGGAACCACCGAUCAUUCUACGGUCCAAUCCCCAGUUGCCACAACACAUUCUGAGCGAAAGCAACGCCCAGACGCAAAUAAGCAAAGUGAACCUCAAAAUGACUCGUCCUCGGACCGCCAGAACCCCUCAGCAUCUGGAAGCGACCCUCAAACCCCUUCCGGUCAUCCGAACGCCAUUUCAUCCCCUCCUCGUCCUAAAUCCCUCUACCCGGCAGCUUUACUUGGGCUGGCGAUGGUGGCUCGGGGAGAAGUUGGAUAUCUCAUCGCCUCCCUCGCAGAAAGCCAAGGCAUAUUCUCAAGCGAAUCUAAUGAGGGAAUCUCUGACAUCUAUCUUGUCGUCAUAUGGGGAAUUUCGAUUUGCACGCUUGUAGGCCCAAUUUCGGUUGGAACUCUUGUCAAACGAGUAGAGAAGCUUCAGAGAUCCAGGGAGUUCUCUGGUGUGGAUCCCUUAGGAGCUUGGGGGAUCUAG
This is a messenger RNA of Penicillium malachiteum, 1788 nucleotides long. Its product is annotated as cation:proton antiporter. NCBI's taxonomy places the organism in Eukaryota, Fungi, Ascomycota, Eurotiomycetes, Eurotiales, Aspergillaceae. The coding region runs from base 1 to 1788 and encodes 595 amino acids. The record is from RefSeq and is a predicted model, not a curated record. Gene Ontology annotation, biological process: proton transmembrane transport. The transcript is spliced from 3 exons. Gene Ontology annotation, cellular component: membrane. Gene Ontology annotation, molecular function: antiporter activity.